Molecule: messenger RNA, 2274 nt
Organism: Closterium sp. NIES-67
Lineage: Eukaryota; Viridiplantae; Streptophyta; Zygnematophyceae; Desmidiales; Closteriaceae
Source: the annotation of a GenBank genome assembly
UUGCAUGGAGAGCAACAGCUGCACGCCGAGGGGGACUGCCAAUUCUAAUCGAGCCGUGACUCGUGAUCCUUGAUGCCCUUUCUCUUCGUUAGCUGCCAUCUUCCCGUGUUUCCAGCUGCCUUAUCGUCAGCUGCUUUCAUCCACCUCUUCUAGACGUUCGAAUCGAAUGCUUCUCGCAUUCAACAGCAGUAGGCUCUGGUAGCGGAGCGAGCGACAACAGGGCAGCGCUCCUGAGACGUCAGGGAACAAGGGGGGUAGUAUUAGCUUUUUUUUUUCAGCAGAACCAGCCGUAGUAACUGGUUUACCGCAGCCUCCAUAACUCUUCGUAUCGUCAGCUCGCUUUUCCUGCCAAUAAGCUUUUUCCGACUGGAGAGGAUAACAUCAGCAUGGAGUACGCGGAAGGCCCGUAUGGCACCCCACGAGCAGCGCAAAUGCGCUCCAACCCGCAUUCUCCUCCCCCUCCCAUUCCAGCCAUAGCCGUUGGCCACCUCUCCCCCACAAUACCCGCGCACCCUAGACUCCCCGACUCCUCCCCCUCCCCCGUACGCACCUCCAGCUCCUCCGUCUCCCUCUCCUCUUCCUCCUCCCUCCCCCCCUUCUCCCCCUGCCCGACGCCCCCGCCGGUCCUACCUGGCAAAAAGCCCACUUCCGACGCAACCGGCGGCGAAAAGCCACCCGAUCGGAAGCUGUGCACGUGCAAGCCGCCGUUGAAACUCUCCGAGGGGCUAAACCUCCCGUGGAUCGGUCCAGUGCGGUGGCUGGACCCGCUCCGCUGGCUGCUCGCGGGCGUAAAAAACCCUCUGAAUGUCGUCACGCUCGUGAUGGUGGCGUCCAUGGCGGUCGUUAUCUCGCUGAAUUUCUCCGCCAUGGCGCACAUCGCGCUGGCGAUGGGCGUGCUGGAGAGCGAGUGGGAGGAGAAGCUGUGGCAGGAGUUUUGCAACCAGAUCCUCAACGCCGUCGGCACGCUGGGCUGCCUCGUCGUGCACCCGCUGCGAUGCUACUACCUCGUGCGACUCUGGCGAUGGAGUCGCGAGGACGUCGCCAGCCUUCGCGCGGUGCUCUCGGCGGCCGGGCCGUUUGUCGCGAAGCCCAACGAGCGGUGGCAUCUGGGCGUGGUGCUGAUUCUCCUCCAGCUAAAUUGCUUCGGCCAAUACGCCAUCGCGCUUUUCAUGUGGUUCGUCUUGGAACCCGACCGUCCUCUCGUUCUCCUCGGUUUCAUCGUGAUCAUCGCGCUCGGCUCGCUUAUCGCUGCCGGGAUCUACUGCUCCUGGAGCCCCCUCGGCUGGCCUACUGGCUCUAAGCCUGAGAAGAAGAAACGGAAUGGCGGGAAAUCUGGCGGGCGUGUCGUGCCCGUGACGAGCGCCGAGGAAGACGGCGGGGUUGUCGCUGGUGGCGCGACGGGAGAGACGGGGGGAAGUUUGUGCGGGAAGUGCGGCGGGGUGCUGUGCGACAGCGCGACGGAUGACGACGAGGGCGAUGACAUGGAUAGGGUCGCGCAGAAGCACGGGCUGUACGUGCGACUGGACGACGCGGGCGCGGGGGGGAAUCAGAAUACGCGCGAAUGGAAAACGCCCACGUGGCAGCCGAUGGGGGAGCUGGCGCGGCCGCAGUGGCAGGGAUCGCAGCUAGACUGCUGCGCGGACGGCCUAGGGUCGGCGGUACGCACCGCGCUCUGCUGCUUCUGCGUGCACGGGAGGAACGUGGAGCGAGCUGGGUUCGGCAAUAAGAUCGUUCACACGGCCAUGUUUAUCUUCUUUGUCUUCGGCCCUAUCGUGAUUUUUACGCUGGGUUCUCGGCCGAUCAACAGUGUACCCAUGCAGUGGAUCGUGUUCGGCUUGGGUGUUCUUACAACGAUUGGCGGGGUGACGUAUGGGGGGUACUGGCGGUGGAAGGUGCGGCGUACGUUCCUGCUGCCGGAGGAGGAGUGGUGCUGCGGGCACAAGGCGGCGACGGACUUUGCGGCGUGGUACGUGCUGCCGUGCUGCUCGCUGUGCCAAGAGGUGCGUACCGUGCGCCACUACAGCCUCCACAUGCUCCCGCACCUGCCGGACCAGGGGGGGGAGCAGAGAGGGGCAGGGGGCCAGGGGAAGGAGAUCAUGGUGCAGACAAUGGCACCUACUUCUAUUUGCAUGGAGCCCUGCGCGAUUGGAGUGAAUUUAUAGCAACUUCUUAUGUGUGAUUAUGCCUGAAAUUGGUUGGUUGAGGAUUUCUCCUACCACUCAUUCAACUAAUUAUGUUGUUGCUGUUGAUGACAAAUAAUUUAUCUAUAUAUGC